Molecule: messenger RNA, 1499 nt
Organism: Diachasma alloeum
Lineage: Eukaryota; Metazoa; Arthropoda; Insecta; Hymenoptera; Braconidae
Gene: DNApol-alpha50
Product: DNA primase small subunit
Exons: 5
Coding region: 162-1391 (409 amino acids)
Biological process (GO): DNA replication, synthesis of primer
Cellular component (GO): alpha DNA polymerase:primase complex
Source: RefSeq, a predicted model, not a curated record
UGGAGCACUAACACCACCAAACGAGUGAUUUUACGAUUAAUAAAGGCUGCCAUCCCGCCGAAAUAACUCCCUUUUUGUUAUUCUUCAUUAUUACGUUUGAAUUCUCACCCGGAUUAUCAUAAUCAUUUAAUUGUUGGCGCGAUAAUUAGUUGGAGAUAACAAUGGGGAAUCUGGGGGAUCUGUUGCCAGUUUACUACUCUCGAUUGUUCCCUUUUAACGAUUACUAUCGGUGGCUGAGCUACGGAAAAGGGGAGAAUUUUCACAAUCGAGAGUUCUCUUUCACCCUGGGGGAAGACGUUUACAUUCGUUAUCAAGCUUUCACUAAUCUGAAGCAGUUUGAGAAUGAAAUCAAGAGGAUUUUGCCAUUCAAAAUUGAUAUUGGGGCUAUUUACAGCGUUUGCCCAAGACAGGAGAGAAGAGUUGUUAAUCUCGUUCCAGUACAACGUGAACUUGUCUUUGACAUCGAUAUGACUGAUUACGAUGAGGUCAGAACCUGUUGCUCAGGUGCAGACAUCUGUAAUAAAUGCUGGAAGUACAUGGAUAUUGCUUGCAAAAUCCUGGACACUGCACUCAAAGAGGACUUUGGUUUCAACCACAUCCUCUGGGUCUUCUCGGGAAGACGAGGAAUCCACGCGUGGGUGUGUGACCCCAUCGCUCGAACCCUGGACACAGCUGCACGAGGGGCAGUGGCUGAGUACCUCCAGCUCAUCUCUGGGGGUGAGUACACCAAGAAGAAGGUCAAUCUCCCUGGGGACAGGAUCCAUCCUUCUGUUAAACGUGCACUGGACAUCAUCACUCCCAGAUUCGUGUCGAUGUGUGUCGAGGAGCAGGACAUGCUGGGGAGUGUGGAGAGGGUGCAGAAGUUCUUGGGGAUUCUGCCUGACGAUUCUGUGAAGGCCGAUGUUAAGGAGCUUUUUGAUAAGUACGAGAAGGGAGUGGAUCGAUGGGAGGUCUUCGAGAAUUACGUUAAGGAACAAGUACAAUCGAAUAAAAAAUGGAGGCAACAUCGUCACCUCAUAGAGGAAAUAAUGAUCCAGUAUUGCUACCCAAGGCUCGACAUAAACGUCACCAAAGGUAUGAACCAUCUUCUGAAGUCUCCAUUCUGUGUUCACCCAAAGACUGGAAAGGUCUGCAUUCCCUUCAAUCCAAGGACAGUCGAGAGGUUCGAUCCCUUGACAGUUCCAACGAUAAAUGCUCUGAUUGAUGAGAUCAAUGCUUACGACGAGAAGGACAAGACCGUGGAAGGGGGACUUGAGAAUGCCAGGAAGAUCAAAGACUACAAGAAGACCAGUAUGAAUAAAUCUCUUCACCUGUUCCAAGAGUUUUUGAGGGCAAUGGAGGACGCCAGGAAGCUGGACAGAGAGGCACAGAUGAGUACCAUGGAGUUUUGAUUCUCUGUUGAGGCUGGAGAGACAUUUUUUAAUGACGAGGAGAAUAAAAAGGGUUUUGUUAAUUUUGCAAAUGGUGUUUCCUUGUAACAAAUAUACAGAUAAUACAUU